CAGGUGAAAAGCCUGUUUAUUCCCUUUAAAUGGUGCCACAUUUAUAAGGAAAAUGCAUUUGUGAGUUGAGCAGCAGAGUUAAGUUUGUGGGAUGCACCCAAGAAAAACUUCACAAGGCUUCUCUGCAGUGUCAAACACCUUAUUCUGCUAUUGACUCUUGUUUUGAGCUUCUGGUACCCCAGGCGCUAACAACCAGGUGCCUGAUUUGCACCAGAUUAGCAGCAUAUGUGAGCAUGGACCCUGCUACAGUGGUCAGUUUUGUCUUCUCCAAGCAAGACAUCUUUGACUGAAAAUGCUAGGCCCCAUGUCAUGGGGCGAAUUCAACCUGGCAUGCUUCAAAACCAGGAUGCAUGCAUGAUGUGGAGGGAGCCCAAAUAUAAGGCUAAGUUACAUAUAAUGGGGCAUGUCAGAGAGGGGCUGGAAAGGGGGCCUCCCUCCAUGUUUUCUUUACCCUGUCAGCACUUAGGAACCAUAGGCAGUCUUCUACAGAGUUGCAGUCAGAGUUUGCAGGACAAUAUGGCCAACGGGUCUCUACCCAGAGAACUUGGAACAGACUGCAUACAGCCAAUCUCUGGUCUCAUAGGGCUGCCAGGAGGCCCUGACUGCUCUUCACAGUCAGGCCUGUUUGUGCUGGUGUCGGCAGCAUGUGCAUUAGAAGCUGAACAUGUGGAAGAAGACAGAGAGAACGCUAUGUUGACUUCUAGCGUCAAAAACCUCGAGACAGGCUUUUGUGUUUUUUACCAAAGUAUCUCUAUGUUCUGCUGUAAAAUGCAGCACAGGUUUCCUUUGAACACGAGUCAGGCGACAGACUUGUAGCCAUCAGUUUAGCUGUUCUCAUCAUCAGAAACCAUGUUGUCAUUUUGGCAGUAUGCUUAUUAUUAUAUUGAUGAUUGGCAAUCAUGGUGUCAGCCUGUACCUGUACAGUGUAUCAACAGCCAUUCACUGAAGCAUUUUAAUCUAAUCUCUCUCAGCCUUAUUCACUCAUGCAGCUCCAUUUCACACCUUUUACUUCAUUGUCUGCACUAAAAGCUCAUUGUGAUAAUCCUGGUGAGGUUCAUGGUAAAACAUGCUGUACCUGAGCCCAACAGAUUUAUGUCUGUGAAAAAUAAGACACACAAAAGGUUCAUGGCGUCUUAUAAACGUCAUGAAAGAAUCAUGACUUUAGACGGGUGAUUAAAAUUUUGAGUGACAGUGAUUAUUGUCUCUUAUGCAGAUCCUAUGCACAGUUCAAGGAUAAGGGAGCCAUUACAUUUAUGAUGGUCUUAUCUGUAUGAAACAACAGGGCCAAUAAAGCCACAAAAUACUCGCUGUCACAUGGGUUGUUUGUUAAAAGGUUUUUAAACUUUAACUACAGUAGAAACAAAACUUACUACAUAAGGUCCUCGGUCAACACUUUCUAUAAAACACUUACAUAAAUAUAAAGAAAGUACAUGCUUUCACAAAGAUCAUAAGUGCUCACUGAAGUCACCUAUGGGAGGUUUUGGGAGGUCAUGAAAUACAUAAUCAAAAGACCAGAGGAAGUAGAGACUUUCUUUACUUAAGUAGAAACACAGACACCGGUGUUAAAAACUCGUCCAGUAAAAGUUGCAGUAAUGAAGCAACUUUUUUUACUACCCAGUAUAAAACUACAUGGUAUUUUCAUGCAACAUUUGAAUAAGACAAAGUUUUGCAGGAUGUUUGCCAAUAUGAAAUCCAAUAAUGACAUCACAUGUAAGCUUUAAAUUAGCAGUUUAUCAAACAUCACUUUAAAUCUAACCUCUCUUCUUCCUCUCCUGUCCUGUCUUUAUCUUUCUCCUGAUCUCUGAGUGAAGUUAGCUCUCUUAAAGUGAUAGAAACACUAAAUAUAAAACUCAGUUCAUACUCGCUCCUCUUCUAUAGAGGUAGCUAUAGAAGACGGACACCUGCUCUCCUUCCGACCCACUUUAACCCCUGAGUAUAAACACUAUGGAUGAUACUGUUGAACCUAAAAUAACUAGCCUGCUUUGAAAAUGUAAGAAGCAGAAAGUAUGGAUAUUUGUGUAAAAAUGGAGGGAGUAAAAGUAAAGUUGCUAGAAAAAUAAAUACUCAAGUAAAAGUACAGAUACCUGAAAUUUCUACUUAAGUACAGCCAAUACAGCAAGUAUUUGUAAGUUUUUACUUUCCAAAAGACACAUUGGUUGAGGCUAUUCAGCCUACCAGAUUUGUGUGUGUGUGUGUGUGAAUGGACAAUUCCCCACUUCAAAAUGUCUAUCUACUACCACUAUAAACUAUAGUACUAUAUACUACAAACUAUAACAAACAAAUGUAACACUUACUGUAGUUCCAGUGCACACUUUGUACUAUAAUCAUAAUGUCUCUGGGUGUGUUCCUAAUAUUAGGAAUUUGUACAUGAACACCCUUAAAUAUCCUAGAUUUAGUCGUAGUUGAUUUCAAUGAAAGUUCUACACCGUGGUUAGUUUUCCAGUCAAAACAUCGUCUCUGUGGACAGAAAUGAUAGAAAUUGAUAUUUCACUAAUGUCUUUUCCAGAGUUCACAGAACUGGGCAGGGGAAGAAUAUUUGUGGAAAUUCUACCGUGGCUCAGUUCAAUAAAACCAUUGUUUUGGCUUCACAUACGUCUCUGUUGCAAUCACUGUUUUGACCAAAGACCACAGGCAGUAGCAUGCUGACUCAUGUUCAGAUCAUAGAGCGUUUCUGCAGUGUAUGCACUGUAAGAAGACAGAUUGUACUGCGCUGAAGUCGCUUUGAAAUUUGACUCUGAUGCUUCAAAUUCAAACCAGACAACACUGACAUGCACAGUGGUUCACAUGUCAGAUGUAGGCAUCAUGUGUACUGUUUAGUUUCACGUGAGAACAACAUGAUCAGUUUUGCAGCUUAACACAGUUGAUAAAAAAAGAACUUUAGCUGCUGAUUUACAGGAAGAUUGUAGAUGUUUAACAGGAGGUGUGCUGAAAGCUCAAAGGACAGAAUAAAUCCUUCAGAUUUCUGGCCGUCUGAAAGAUUCACACUCUUCACUUCUCAUUUUUCUCUCCACCCCUCAGCACCACAGAGGCAAGCCUUGAUUCAGUCCACACAGCUAAUUCAGCAGCCAAAGCCUGCAGCUCUGACCUCUGGUCAGCUAAACACUUUACCUUUAGAAAGCUGUGUUUUGUUUUGUUUUUUGGGGUUUUUUUGUCAGGUGGACUUUUCAUUUUGGGAGUUACCAUGGUUGACAGCUUGGACAUGGAGAAGCAAGAGAAGCGUUACUUUAUUCGACGCAAGCAUGCAGUCAUCAUCUGCAUAACAGUGGUGUUGUGCUGUUUGGCAGUGGGCCUCGGGGUGGGUCUCUCGCGAUCAAACAACACCACUCCUGCUGCCACCACCAUACCAGCCCCCACAGCGGGGCCUACCCAGCCCCCUUCACCUGGCAGAGGGCCCUGCCUGCCUUCCACUGACUCCAGUGGGGACUGGAGGAAUUUCCGUUUACCUGACUAUGUGAAUCCCGUCCACUACGAUCUGCACCUGGAGCCGAACCUAGAGGAUGACACCUACACAGGCACUGUUGAUAUCCAGCUGGAAGUAACCAAGUCCACCCGUCAUCUCUGGCUCCACAUCAGGGAGACAUUUGUCAGUACCUUGCCAAGGUUGAAGGUGCUGAGUAGCCAAGGAGGGCAGAGGGAAGUGGCAGUGAAAAGCUGCUUUGAAUACAAAGCUCAGCAGUAUGUGGUGGUGGAGGCCACAGAGGAGCUGCCUGUCCUGGACACAGGGGAGGUAUACACCCUCAGUCUAGACUUCCAGGGUUGGCUCAAUGGCUCUUUGGUGGGAUUCUACAGAGUUACCUACAUGGAGAAUGGAAUCACCAAAAAGAUUGCAGCUACGGAUCAUGAGCCAACGGAUGCCCGCAAGUCUUUUCCCUGUUUUGAUGAACCUAACAAGAAAGCCACCUACACCAUCUCAAUAACUCAUGAUGCUAAUUACAACGUACUGUCCAACAUGCCAGUAGAGGGCUCCCCUCAGCAACUACCAGGCAAUCAAAUUAAAACCACCUUUCAGAAGUCUGUUCCAAUGAGCACCUAUUUGGUAUGUUUUGCUGUGCACCAGUUUGCCUAUGUAGAGAGGACUUCAGCCAGAGGAAUUCCCUUGAAAAUCUGGGCCCAGCCAAGUCAGAUCAGCACAGCUUUGUACGCAGCAAAUGUAACCAAGCUCAUUUUUGACUAUUUUGAGGAAUAUUUCAACAUGACAUACUCCAUCUCGAAAUUGGAUAAGAUGGCCAUUCCUGACUUUGGUACUGGUGCCAUGGAGAACUGGGGUCUUAUCACCUACAGGGAAACCAACUUGCUUUAUGAUGAAAACCAGUCAUCCUCUUACAACAAGCAGCGAGUUGCCAGUGUCAUCGCACAUGAACUGGUUCACCAGUGGUUUGGGAAUAUUGUAACUAUGGAUUGGUGGGAUGACCUGUGGCUCAAUGAGGGCUUUGCCAGCUUCUUUGAGUACAUCGGAGUGGAAUUAGCGGAACCAACCUGGGGCAUGCGAGACAUCAUGAUCAUCAGUGAUGUGCUUCCUGUCAUGGUGGAUGACGCUCUGCUGUCCUCUCAUCCGAUCAUUGUAGAUGUGUCAACCCCAGCUGAAAUCACCUCUGUGUUUGAUGCCAUCUCAUACAGCAAGGGAGCAUCUAUUCUCAGGAUGCUGGAGGACUGGAUGGGCAGAGAUGUGUUCAGAGAUGGUUGUCAAAAAUAUUUGAAAGACUUCUAUUUCAAGAAUGCCAAAACGAGCGACUUCUGGGCAUCUCUUGCCAGUGUGAGUGGGUUGCCGAUUGCAGAAGUCAUGGAUACAUGGACCAAACAGAUGGGUUAUCCUGUGCUGGACUUGUCUGUCUCUGAUACAGAUGCCAGACUGAGCCAAAAGCGUUUCCUCUUGGACCCUAAAGCUGAUACUAGCCAGCCUCCUUCAGAUCUUGGGUACAAGUGGACAAUUCCAGUCCAAUGGCAUUCUCUUCAAAGUGACAAAAACAUGUCGCUUAUGUUUGACAAAAACACCGCAGAGCAAACCAUCACCGGUUACUCACCAUUAGCGGAUGGGCUGCUAAAGGUUAACGAUGAUCAUAUUGGAUUCUACAGAGUCAACCAUGAUGACCGCAUGUGGACUGCUAUUAGUCAACAGCUUCAAACCAACCAUUUGGAGUUUGAUGCAGCUGAUCGCACAAGCUAUAUCGAUGAUGUUUUUGCUCUUGCAAGAGCGGACAUUAUAGAUUACGGUCAUGCCUUCAACCUUACUAAGUACCUGACAAGUGAGACGGAGUAUAUAGUCUGGGACCGUGUGGAUGCCUCCAUUGCCUAUGUCCGGAACAUGUUGUCUAGCAAUGCUCUACUCUAUCCAAGGUUUCAGCAACUGUUUCGUGACCAUGUUAAAGCAAUCGCAACACAGCUUGGAUGGGAGGAUAAAGGAACACAGACAGAGAGGUUACUAAGGGAGACAGUGCUUGGCAUCGCUUGUCAGAUGGGAGAUCAGGAUGCUCUGAACGAAGCUUCUCGGAUUUUUGACCAGUGGAUCAGUGGAAGUCUUAGCAGCGUAGCAGUCAACCUGAGAUUACUGGUAUAUCAAUACGGCAUGAAGAAUUCAGGCAAUGAAGAAAAGUGGAACAUAAUGUUCCAGAGGUAUAAAGAGACGUCUUUGGCCCAAGAGAAGGACAAGCUGCUGUAUGGACUGGCGUCUGUGGAAAAUGUGAAGCUUCUUAAUAGGCUCCUGGAGGCUACAAAAGAUGAGAGCGUAGUGAGGAGUCAGGAUUUGUUUACUUUGGUCCAAUACGUAUCCUAUAACCCACUUGGCCAAAGCAUGGCCUGGGAGUGGAGUACACUCAACUGGGACUAUCUGGUAAACAGGUACACCAUCGAUGACAGGAACCUUGGUCGCCUACUGAAUAGAAUUACCACCAGAUGCAACACAGAGCUCCAGUUAUGGAAGAUGGAGCAUUUCUUCAGCCUAACUCCAAAUGCUGGUGCUGGUGAGAUGCCCAGGAAGCAGGCACUUGAGACAGUGAGGAACAAUAUCGAAUGGAUUGGGAGGAAUGAAAAUGAGAUCAAGGAGUGGCUGGACAGUAACAUUGCCUGAUGGAAAACUGUUGCUGUAAAGAACUCGAGCACCCACAACACUUUGUUGAAACCGGCACUUUGUAAUGACACAAUUCGGUGAUUUGUCUUUGAUUUUAGCAGGGACCUACUAAUCCGAGGGUUCUUCUGAUUUUCAUCAAUCAAUCAAUCAAGGCUUUAUUUGUCACAUGCAGGUUGCCCUGCGGUGAAAUGGGACCCCCCCCCCCCGACCUUACAUACACACACAGACAUUACAUGGGAUACAAGUCGGAGAUUGGUAGCGUUGGAGAAGAAAAACAUUGAAAUGUACAUUACAACAGGAAAGUACAAGAGGAAAAAAAGAGACCCCUUCUCAUGCUGUGCCUCCGUGGUGGAACAGCAUGGGAACAGGAAACAAAAAAAACUCCUCUGCACAAAAAGCACAUGAAUGUCCACAGCACAACAUUGUGAAGACAUAACAAGCCACACAGUAGGGUGAUGGGUCAGCAGUAAUCUGAAGCGAACCCAGCAGCCGCCUCGCACGUCGCUAUCUUAUCCAGCGCCACACGUAGACCCGCCGUGCUCCCCCAGAGGAAACAAGAGUGGAAGGCGUUUGGACAGGGAGGGGGGUGAUUGUCUGCAUAUCAGUGUAAGUGUAUGUGUUUGCGUGUCCAUAGUUCAGCGGAGACAGUGUCCUUCGCCCUACCAGGCUAAGUGAACAGUCUACCAGCCAACCCAGGUGGCCUUGCAUGGAAUGGGAAGGAACAGUCUAAACACAGUCGUUAUCAGGGAUUGUCUUGUUCGGCUCCAGCCUUGAGCCCGCAGCUGGCGCCGGAGGGGUAGCCGCAUUAAGAUGGCGAUUUCUUUCCAACAACUCAUGAGAAUUUCGAGCUGUUUUUGCUUUAGCACACCGACACUGAUCUCUCCAUCUCCCGUUGGAUAGUCGCCAGUUUCUCCAUGAUGUUGUUUACCUUCAAGUCCGUGGUCUUGUCAAUCCUUUGCUCACAGAGCAGAUUCUGAGACCUCACGACCGCAGCCAACUGAUCCGUGAUGUAUUCCAGCUUCCGCCCAUAGUUGUUGAUUUGAGCUGAUUCUUCCCUGAUGUGACCCAGUAUCCGCUCAGAGAUGUUAUUCUGAGUAUUCACUGCAGCCGCAAUAGCCUCCAAGCUCUUGACCAUGUCCCCGUCUGUGAGCCCUUUCUGAGAAACCGCACCUUGUCCCGUCAAUUCAAUCUCAGCGGGCAGCUUUGUGGGGGUUUGAGCAGCCGGUUCCGCUGUCUUAAUUCUCCGAUAAGCCAGGGCCAAGCCAGCUCCGAUCAGCAAGAACCCUGUUAUCAUGGUUCCGAAUAGGUAGAUAUCUUCAGCGUCCUCGAUCGACAGUCCCGCCAGGCACACGAUCCUCCAUUUCUGCCACCCGUCCAUCGUGUAUCCAGCAGGGAAAGUCCCUCCAGGGCACUCAGGCUCUCCCGAGCCCAAACUUCUCGUUGAGAAGAGGGUGUCAAUAGCAUUCAGAGACCAGUUGAUCAAAUCCAUAGUUCUCUUUAGGUUUUAGACACAGACUGUGAGAGAGUGUUCCAGGGAAGUAAGAAGGAAAACACGAGACAAGACAAGGACAUAAGCGGCUAAGCAGGGAAGAUAGGGGAAGGAGGAGAGGAGAAAAGUGCGACCGCCUUCGCUGAGAGCCAAACGAGUAAAAACAACACGACAGUCUAAAACAACCACCCAAAUUCUGAGGUUCUGUCACUUGCUACCAGUAUGCCUGUAUUGUAUACACACCAAAUUAACUUGGAAAAGAAAUUGGAAUCAAUUUGCUUUCAGCAAUUGACAAAUGUCAGUUUACAAUAUGUAAAUGAUAUGUAAAUGAACAUGUGGAAACUGUCUUCUAUCACUGUGAAUAUGCAUUAUUCUUUCCUCAAAAACCCACACACAUUCUAAAAUUUCUUUGAACCACCUUUAACUUUGAAGUUGGCCUUUUAAUAAACAUAUGCAAUGUUUCACACACAUGUAUUACCAUUGUCAAGAAGAUUAAAAUCCACUGGCUUAUCUCCAUCCAAGAGGAGAAUAAAGGACUUAACAUAAAGAGUUUAUAUAGUGAAAGUAAUACAGAGUGUUAUAUCAGAGUAUUUCUUUAUGUGUAUAUCUGUAAAUAGUUAAUCAUGUAUAAUUCUCAUCGAACAUAAAUGAGUAUAACAGCAGCUGUUAAGAAGAUUUGGGGUUCUUUCUAUAGUUUCACACAAAUAGAGCAGCAUCAUCACUUUGGAGUUCACAGGUGGAAAUUUCAGUGAAAAGCACCAGAGGAUUAACCAUUGCCCAAUUUUUGUGGAUAUACAAAUUGGAAUGAUAAUUUUUGGCUAUUUCUCUGCUCAUUUUUGCUGUGUUAGAUUAUAGGAUCAAAGAAGUUGGAGGACUUUGUACCGAGACAGUGCUUCCCCUUUUGGACUUUGUCAGCAUGGGAUGGAAAUCAGUGCAUCAGUGUCCUGGGUGUAUCUGUUCUCCUUUCUCUCAUUCAGCUCAAGAUUGGUAUCAGAAAUCAGCUUUAGUUUAGAAUAGGUUAGUUAGAUUAGGAUGAAAUUCAUGACCGAUUAUUACCAUUUGAUAAAGCUUUGCCUUGUCCUUGCAAAAUUGCUCAAAUAAAAUGCCCUGCAUUCAAGUCUAAACUGAAGACAUUCCCUUUUUAAUUCUUUAUGAAACAGUAAACAAGUAAGCAUCAUAGAGGAAGCAAAACUGUGUAAACUGUCACAUUGAUUUAAGUGUGAGAUGAACAAAUGCUUUUUAGUGGACGAAUGUCAGCCGGCUUUUAUAAAAGGAAGAAAUAUACACAAUCACAUUAGAUUGAUUCUUGAUAUGCUUAAUCAACUAAUAAAGACAGAAAGCUUA
Pelmatolapia mariae (spotted tilapia) is the source of this 8897-nucleotide messenger RNA. RefSeq names its product glutamyl aminopeptidase (gene enpep). NCBI's taxonomy places the organism in Eukaryota, Metazoa, Chordata, Actinopteri, Cichliformes, Cichlidae. The transcript is spliced from 20 exons. The coding region runs from base 3182 to 6064 and encodes 960 amino acids. Gene Ontology annotation, molecular function: metalloaminopeptidase activity; peptide binding; zinc ion binding. Gene Ontology annotation, biological process: proteolysis; regulation of blood pressure; peptide catabolic process. The record is from RefSeq and is a predicted model, not a curated record. Gene Ontology annotation, cellular component: cytoplasm; plasma membrane.